GCGCUCUGCUGCUUACCGAAAGAUUACGGGCGCCAUCUUGGAUCAGGGGAGGUUUUUAAACUGGAAAAAGUCAAAGAGCAGGAAAACAAAAAAACAACAAUAAAACAUCGGCAAAACACGUCCGUUCGGAGCGGCGGCGAAAAUGACACUAGGUUUGAAGUCAUGACAUCUGUUUUAAAGGACUUUUUCGAAACUCGGACGAAGUAAAACGUCAACAAGCGGCGGAGCGGGAGACUCCUCUCGUCAGCUGGGAAAGUUGUUUUGUACAUGUUAGCUCGUUCGCGAACACCUCUAUCUGUCGGAUAUGGCAUCGGCCAAUGCAGAUAUGUCUGAGGUGGCAUCAGCUGGAUCUCAUUCAAAGACCAACAACAAACGACAAGCCACCUCAGACUAUGAAGACGACGAGGGAAGCAAGCUGUUCAGGUGUGAUGACGACGGAGGCGGAUCCAACGACAAGGAGAGAUUUGCCAGGGAGAAUCACAGCGAGAUCGAGCGCAGGCGGAGGAAUAAGAUGACGGCUUACAUCACGGAGCUGUCGGACAUGGUGCCCACCUGCAGCGCUCUGGCGCGUAAACCGGACAAGCUGACCAUCCUGCGCAUGGCCGUGUCUCACAUGAAGUCCCUGAGAGGCGGCGGCGGCAGCAGCACCGAUGGAGCUUAUAAACCCUCCUUUCUCACAGACCAGGAGCUCAAGCACCUGAUUCUGGAGGCGGCUGAUGGCUUUCUGUUCGUAGUGUCGUGUGAAACGGCCCGCGUGGUUUAUGUGUCGGACUCGGUGACGCCGGUUCUGAACCAGACUCAGUCGGACUGGCUCGGGUCAUCUCUGUACGACCAGCUCCAUCCGGACGACAUCGAGAAGCUCCGAGAGCAGCUCUCCACCAGCGAGAACAACAACGGCGGUCGGAUGCUGGACAUGAAAACAGGCACGGUGAAGAAAGAGGGAGGGCAGGCCUCGGUGAGGAUGAGUAUGGGCGCACGCCGCUCCUUCAUCUGCAGGAUGAGGUGUGGAGUGUGUCCUGUAGAGCCGGUGUCUAUGAACAGACUCAGCUUCCUGAAAAGCAGAAACAGGAAUGGACUGGGUCCUGCAAAGGAAGGCGAUCUGCAGUAUGUGGUCGUGCACUGCACAGGCUUCAUCAAAUCCUGGCCUCCUGCAGGAGUCACUCUUUCUGAAGAGGAGGCCGAUAACAAUCAGGGAAAUCGUUUCUGUCUAGUCGCCAUUGGAAGGCUACAGGUCACAUGUUGUCCGAGCGACACCAACGUUAAUAACAUCAGUGUUCCGGUGGAAUUUAUUUCCCGCCACAACUGUCAGGGUCUCUACACCUUUGUGGAUCACCGAUGUCAGGCGACGAUCGGCUACCAGCCUCAGGAAUUACUGGGGAAGAACGUUCUGGAGUUUGCCCAUCCAGAAGACCAGGGCUUACUGCGAGACAGCCUUCAGCAGGUGGUGAAACUGCGAGGUCAGGUGCUUUCGGUGAUGUUCCGCUUCCGCUCGAAAUCCCGCGAGUGGAUCUGGAUGAGAACCAGCUCGUUCACCUUCCAGAACCCUUUCUCCGAGGAGAUCGAGUACAUCAUCUGCACCAACGCCAAUGUCAAUAGAGGGCCGAAUCAGGAGUCCCUGUCGCCCCUCUCUUCCCCGGGGGUCUCGCUGCCCCCUUCACUGGGGCAGAGCAGUCCUAACUGCCCCUCCACCCCCAGCCCAGGGCAGGUCACAGCCAGGCAGAUGCAGCAGCAGCAGGCCGAGUUAGACGGAGGCAUGGGACGAGACGCAGACUUUGAAACCAGUCAGGUCGCUCUCCCUCAGGUUCCGGUGCAGAGUGUAGUCAGUCCUGAUCACAACUCUAAGGCCGUGUCCUCCGGCGGUCAGCAGGUUUACCCUCCAGCAGCGUCUUUCCCCAGCUCUGCUCGUCCAAGCGAGUCCUUCAGGUCAGCUGGAAUGCCCCAGCAAAUGGUUCCUCACUCGGCGGGGCAGAUGCUGGCACAGAUGUCCCGUCAGAGCACACCGUCUGGAGCCAGCAACAACCAGAGCCCCAUCCAGGCCCAGGUGGGUCCCACGGCGCCUCCUGGAGUCUGGUCUGCUGCACAACCCUUCAACGCACAGCAGAUGGCAGGUCAAGUUGGAAAGAGUCAGUCACCUCAGUUCAACAUGGGAGGCUUCAGCUCCGCCCCCUCAUCCACCACUUCCCCUUCCUUUGGCCAGAUGGGCGGGGCUUCUGCAUCAAUGGCCAACACAUCAAAUUACCAACAAAUGAACAGUCACAACAACCCUUCAACGAAUGGAUUCGCUGAUAUUAAUCAGAUGGGAGCUCAGUUCGGCUCCAGGCCAGCAGAGGCAGUGUCCGGCUGGCAGCAGUGGUCAAAUCAACCACACACACAGGGCACGGCUGACACACACCAGCAGCCUCAAAACAACCAGCCGGAGAUGUUUCAGGAUGUGAUCUCAAUGUUGGAUCAGUCCGGCGGCUUCAGUAACGAUGAUUUCGCCGAGAUGCCCAUGUUUCCUCCUUUCCCCGAGUGAUCCUGCUUCCUUCGCUUCCUUCACUCCCCGUUGCUCUCUAAGAAAUGCGCCGUUUCUUACUCUUUUAACCAAAUCUAUGGCGGAACCGAGGCACAGAGGGGUCGGAAAAAGAGCGAGAACGGAAGUUAUAAGCCAUAAUGUGAGAAUACAGAGUAGCACGCAGACAGACAGACAGACAGACACGUCGUUGAAUUGUGUUCACUUUAAAAAUACGCACAAUUGCACACUUCAAGCACAAGCGGUCUCACACUGUCUGCCGUACACGCACAUGCUUUGAUUAAUGAGAUGGGGAUGGGUUCGUAGACACACACACACACACACACACACACACACACACAAAGGCAGUCUGCUCUGUCUGUCUCGAACUGAUGUGUACCGAUUGCACUGCUUUUGACCCCCAUGAUGAAACGCGUGAGAACUGAAUUGUUGAGUUUGGCUGUGAACGUGCCGGUCGUCUAACGCAGAAGCUGCAGCUUGUUUUCUUUUCUUUUUUUAUUUGAAGUCUGGAAAAUCGACUCCAUUUCCACUCACAACUGUAAUCGAACUGGUUUAUCAGGAUGAUGAAUUUGGAAGCUGAAUCGCAAAGUAACUCAAUUGGAAUUUUGUGUUUUAAAUUCGAAUGUUUUUAAAAAGCGACUUUGAUUUCGUCAGCAACACUUUAUUUCACAGUGUCCUUGUUACACAUGGCGUCUACUUACUUAUCAUGCAGUUAACCCUAAAAAGACCUUAUCGUUAACCCCAUGCUAACCCUAAUUAUUAUUAUUACUCAGUACUUCAUGUAAUUACACUGUGAGAAGGACUGCUUAAAAUGAAGUGUAGCCUCGCUUCCUUACUCUAUUCUGCAUCCUGUUUGCUACCUCGGUUCAAAUUCAGAUGUUUGAUGAUCUGGCUUCAGUUCAUGUUCGGUGCAGUAACACAGACUCCGAUGCAGUAAAACUCCUCCGAUGUUUUUGCUUUAGAUGGACAGAUGCAUCUCCUCCUCUUUGCGUGCGUUUGACGUGUGAGCUUUCACUCAGGCAUGUUUUUGUGAACGCAGUGAAAAAGAUUGAGAUCAAGCAAUAACGAGCAGGUUCUGUGUCCUUCAAAGCCAUUUUUGUCGCUAUCCUAAUAAUUGUUAUCAAAAUGUCUCGUUUUAUUAUAAAAGAAGAAACCUUUAAUGCUUCAUCUGGCCUUCGUCUCUUCAGGUUUUCAUUUGGAAAUCGUUAUUCUUGUACAGAGAGUAUUCCAGAAUUUCUAUUGGUGGCGUUGAUUAUUGCAUUUCUUCAGAUCGAAAGCUUUUUAAUUAAAUGUUUGAUGUUUGCUUUUGAAUGUGGGUGUGUCUGCGUCUUUUUUCAGUACUUUUGUGCAUUAAAUCGAGUGCUCGUUUCACCUUUUUUUUUCUCGGAUAUGAAAGGGUCAGUGCUCCGGUGGCUUUUUUUCUGCUAUAUUUUCACACAGUUUUGAACUGCAGUUUGUGUACAACAUAGAAAAAUAAAUAUAUAUGUAUAUGAAAUAUUAAA
Messenger RNA from Puntigrus tetrazona (Sumatra barb), 4014 nucleotides. RefSeq names its product aryl hydrocarbon receptor nuclear translocator (gene arnt). The transcript has 21 exons. Gene Ontology annotation, cellular component: transcription regulator complex; nucleus; aryl hydrocarbon receptor complex. The record is from RefSeq and is a predicted model, not a curated record. NCBI's taxonomy places the organism in Eukaryota, Metazoa, Chordata, Actinopteri, Cypriniformes, Cyprinidae. Bases 305 to 2515 code for a protein of 736 amino acids. Gene Ontology annotation, biological process: regulation of transcription by RNA polymerase II. Gene Ontology annotation, molecular function: protein dimerization activity; RNA polymerase II cis-regulatory region sequence-specific DNA binding; DNA-binding transcription factor activity, RNA polymerase II-specific.